GGUAUCUAUCCAGCUGUCGACCCAUUGGAUUCUUCAUCACGUAUGAUGGACCCAAAUAUUGUUGGUGAAAAACAUUAUACAGUUACAAAUCACUCCAAGAUAUCAUUGCUAUUUUGGGUAUGGAUGAAUUGUCUGAAGAUGAUAAACUUACUGUUGCCAGAGCUAGAAAAGUAUAAAGAUUCCUUUCUUAACCAUUCUUCAUGUCUGAAGUCUUCUCAGGAAGAAAGGGUAAAUUCGUUUCACUUAAUGACACUAUUUCUGGAUUCAGAGCAUUACUUGAUGGUGAAGGUGAUGAAUACCCAGAAAAUGCAUUCUAUAUGUAAGGUACAUUUGAGGAUGUCAUUGAAGAAGCUAAAAGAGUUGCAGCUGAAACAACAAAAUGAAAUAUAAUUUAAUAAAAUAUAGCAUAUAAAAUAAGAAAUUUAAUAUAAACAAUAAUUUGGAAAAUCCAUUUCUUUUAGUUUGUUUGUUUAAUAUGAUUAUUUUGAAUUUGUAUUUUUUCAAGAAAACCAAAUAACACUCCAGAAGUGA
Paramecium tetraurelia is the source of this 531-nucleotide messenger RNA. RefSeq lists its product as uncharacterized. NCBI's taxonomy places the organism in Eukaryota, Ciliophora, Oligohymenophorea, Peniculida, Parameciidae. The record is from RefSeq and is a predicted model, not a curated record. The transcript has 4 exons.